Molecule: messenger RNA, 1605 nt
Organism: Plasmodium gallinaceum
Lineage: Eukaryota; Apicomplexa; Aconoidasida; Haemosporida; Plasmodiidae
Gene: ECT
Product: ethanolamine-phosphate cytidylyltransferase, putative
Exons: 3
Coding region: 1-1605 (534 amino acids)
Biological process (GO): phosphatidylethanolamine biosynthetic process
Cellular component (GO): cytoplasm
Molecular function (GO): ethanolamine-phosphate cytidylyltransferase activity
Source: RefSeq, a predicted model, not a curated record
AUGAAAAACCAAUUCUUAGUUGAUACUAUUUAUAAUCAUGAAUAUUUGAAAAAUUUUCUUGCUUUAUUAAAAAGUAUAAAGAAGAAUAAUAAAUUAGAAUAUAUAGCAGAAUUAUGUGAACAAAAUGAAAUAGAAGAAGAUGAUGAAAUGUUUCAAGUAUUUUUAAAUGAGCUAAAUAAUGUUUGUAAAAGUUGUAAUAAUAAAGAAAUAGAGAAAAAAAGUAAUGAUAUUACUCUUUAUGAAGAUUUGAAAGAUAUGAAUAGUUCUUUUUCUAAUAAUUCUGAAGAAAUAAAUGAUUUUGAAAUUGAAUCUAAUAUUUCAACACAUGAAAAAAAUAAAGUAACACGGAUAUAUGUAGAUGGCAUAUUUGAUUUAUCACAUUCAGGUCAUUUUAAUGCAAUGAGACAAGCUAAAAAAUUAGGAGAUAUUGUAGUAGUAGGAAUAAAUUCAGAUGAAGAUGCUUUAAAAUCAAAAGGAGUUAUGCCUAUUUAUACACAAGAAGAAAGAGGUGCAUUAAUAGGAGGAUGUAAGUGGGUUGAUGAAGUUAUUAUAGGAACAAAAUAUAAUGUAAAUAUGGAAUUAUUAGAAAAAUAUAAUUGUGAUUAUGCUGCACAUGGGAGUGAUUUAGUAUGUGAUCGUAACGGAAAUUUUUGCUAUGAAGAAGUAAAAAAAAAUAAUAAAUUAAAAAUCUUUGAAAGAAGUUAUGGGAUAUCUAGUACUACUAUAAUCAAUCAUUUAUUGCAAGCAGUAAAUAGUAAUAAAACUACUUGUAGUGAUACAAAUAAUGUUUUAUCAAAUGAAAUUAAAGAUAAGAACAGUGUUAAUGAUAUUAAUGCUCUUUCUACAUCUAAUACUAGUAAUACUAAUGAUAGUCAUUGUAAAAAUAUAAAUUCAACAAAUAGUGAUAAAAAUAAUUUUAAUAAAAAAAUAUUAGAUUCGAGUGAUUUAGAAGAAGAAAAAAAUAAUGUAGAUGAGGAAGACAAUAAAAUAAAAUCUUGUGAAAAUAUAUUAAGUUCAAAAUACAAUGUAAAUAGAAAUAGAUGUUACUUAACUACAUCUUUAUUGUAUCAAUUUAUAGAUAAUAAUGAAAAAAAAAAAAAAAAAAAGGUAGUUUACGUUGAUGGGUCUUUUGAUAUUUUUCAUAUUGGACAUUUAAAAAUUUUAGAAAAUGCAAAAAAAUUAGGAGAUUUUUUAUUAGUAGGAAUGCACGAUGAUGAUGUAGUUAGAAGAAUGAAAGGAAAAUAUUUUCCAGUAGUAACAUUAUUAGAAAGAACUUUAAAUGUGUUAGCUAUGAGAGUUGUUGAUGAUGUAGUUAUCGGAGCACCUUGGAUAAUUACGGAAAGUUUUAUUAAACGUUUUCAUAUUGAUGUAGUUGUAAGAGGAACUAUAGUUGAUUACAUUUAUUCUAAUAAUGAAAUUGAUCCUUAUGCAGUACCUAAAAAACUGAAUAUAUACAAAGAGUUAUCAUCACAAUCAAAUAUUACAACAUUUGAAAUUAUUGAGAGAAUUGAAAAAAAUAAAAAAUAUUUAAUGAAUAACAUGUCUAAAAGGAGUAAAAAAGAAGAAAACAUAUGGAAAGUUAGUAACUCAUAUAUUUUAACAUAA